Peromyscus leucopus (white-footed mouse) is the source of this 570-nucleotide messenger RNA. Its product is annotated as UDP-glucuronic acid decarboxylase 1-like. The transcript is spliced from 2 exons. Bases 1 to 570 code for a protein of 189 amino acids. Gene Ontology annotation, cellular component: cytoplasm. The record is from RefSeq and is a predicted model, not a curated record. Gene Ontology annotation, biological process: D-xylose metabolic process. Gene Ontology annotation, molecular function: NAD+ binding; UDP-glucuronate decarboxylase activity. NCBI's taxonomy places the organism in Eukaryota, Metazoa, Chordata, Mammalia, Rodentia, Cricetidae.
AUGGCUUCCAAGAAUAAUACCCAUUGUUACCUUGAACUGCAGGUCCCACCCUGCCUCCCACUCCGGAUUAUUAAAAUGGCAGGGGAAGGUGUGGAAGUACGGGUGGCAAGGAUCUUCAACACCUUCGGGCCACGAAUGUACAUGAAUGAUGGGUGGGUGGUCAGCAACUUCCUCCUACAAGCACUGCAGGGGGAGUCGCUGAAGGUAUAUGGAUCUGCGUCUCAGACAAGAGCACUCCAGUAUGUCAGUGAUCUGGUGAAUGGCCUGGUAAUCAUGAACAGCAAUGUCAGCAACCCUGUCACCUUGGGGAACCCAGAAGAACACACAAUCCUGAAAUUUGCCCAGUUAAUUAAAAACCUUGUUGGUAGUGGAAGUGAAAUUCAGUUUCUCUCUGAAGCCCAGGAUGACCCACAGAAAAGAAAGCCAGACAUCAAAAAAGCAAAGCUGGUACUGGGGUGGGAACCUGUGGUCCCACGGGAGGAAGGGUUGAACAAAGCCAUCCACGACUUCCAGAAGGAGCUAGGGUACCAGGCCAAUAACCAGUACAUCCCCAAACCUAAGCCCGGCUAG